UCGAAACGGAUGUAGCGCUGAUUAGGGAGCUAAGAUUUGAUUGGAUAAAAUGUGCUAAUUGCACGAAGGGCAGGUGAUAUUUGUAACAGCCACGCGCAUGGUCACGGUAGAUUGACAAACAGCGUACCGUGACCGAUAUAGGCAAAGCGGAGUAGCGCGGCUAACACAUGAGUAGAGGCGCUCAUACGACAGGCUACAGGGACAGGUUAUUGUUUGAGGACGAUAGAGAGGAACAUAUUGCAGAGACGUCGUCGGGAGCGAGAAAAAAUAUCCCAGGUUCAGCGAUGCCGCAUACGGGUCAGACCGGUGUGAAUCAGCUAGGAGGUGUUUUUGUGAAUGGCCGACCACUUCCGGAUCAGGUCCGCAGAAGAAUUGUGGAGCUUGCGCAUAUGGGAGUUCGUCCGUGUGAUAUUUCUAGACAGCUUUUAGUUUCGCAUGGUUGUGUCAGCAAAAUUCUCACAAGAUAUUACGAAACUGGCUCCAUAAAACCAGGAUCUAUAGGAGGAAGCAAGCCAAAGCAAGUUGCAACCCCCUACGUGAUUAAGAAAAUUUUGGAUCUAAAGAGACAAAACCCCGCCAGUUUCGCUUGGGAGAUCAGGGACCAAUUGAUGGCUCUGGGUGUCUGUGAUGAACAUACAAUUCCUAGUGUCAGCUCAAUAAAUCGAAUUCUCAGAAACGCAGGAACCAUGACUGCCAACUUUUUGUACCAACAGGAAGUCGCUAUGGAACAACUUUCCACUUCCGGUUCGCAGUGUCAGACAUUGCCUAUGAUGGUACCGCCACACGGAUAUACGUCAUUCCCAAUGGCAGUACCUGGUUUGUCUUAUCCGAAAUUGGUCGAACAAAUUGACUCUGCUAAGAAAUCUUCGGAAGAAGAAGCCUCGACAACAGAAAAACGUACAUCCGAAUCAGAUGAUAAAAGUGAUAAAGAGGACGAAUGUGUUAAAGGAGAGAAGGACGAGAAAGAGGAAAAAGACGAUGGCUUCAAAUUAGAGGAGCGGUUUCCUAGUAUAGUCGCCAAACAGCAGAACUCUUCACAGUCAAUAUCGCGACCUACUCUACAACAAGCCAGACUGAAGUGUCAUCCUUUCAAACCAGUAAAACGCUUCCCGGAUGAAUCUUGCUAUCAGCAUCACAGUAGUCUUCUCUAUCCUCAUCUCUUCAUGUUACCGUCAUACACGGCCUCCAAUCAGAUCAGAAUGGCAGAACAUUUCAGCUCUAUGGCACAUCGUAACUUUGGUCAGCAGUAUUUCUCAAAUCAAAUUCCUCCAACAUGAAUACCGAACAUUUAAAAUUAAACUCAUUGUUUUUUCCUUAUCCCUCCCUCACACCAUAGGACAGGUAUUUUUGAUGGAGAGAGAGAGAGAGAGAGAGAGACAGAGACAGAGAAAGAUAGAGCGACAGAGACAGCGAGAUAGAUAGAGAGAUAGGCAGAGAGAGAGAAAGACAGAUAGACAGAGAGAGAGAAAGACAGAUAGACAGAGAGACAAACAGGGGUGGAAGUUCUAGCACGAUACUCUCUGGACAGAGGAUCGCACAAACCGGCCAUUAACCGUGUAUUACGUAAAUGGUUUUUGAUCGAAAUAAUAGCGACAGGAGAGGAAUUGGUCUUAAUUUCUGGGCAAUCUGCCCGCUUGUCAAGUCACAAAUCAAACCUACAAAGUAAAAACACAGGGAGUGUUCAUACUCCACAAAAAACAUGACGCAAUUGUUUCACAUAAAACCACUUAAGAACAACAUAUUCUCAAUUUCAAUCUACUGAUUUUAGCUUAGCAGAAAUUCAAAAAUAAUCUGGACUAUAUUCAAAAUAAGCAAUACUCGUUUUCAACGAUUAUCAAAAUGAGUUAUUGUAAGUAAUGUUAAAUCUGUCAACGCCUCAGCCUUGCCCUCGAUUGCUUUCAGAACAUUUUUGUUUCAUUUUAUUCCAUAGCCUUUUUUCCUUUUAAUGGAACAUACUAUUUAAACUUAACCGUUUCUUUAAUCCACACUGUCGCUAUUCAUUCAUUGAUCGAGUUUAUAUUUUACUAAUACGUAUACAAUGGACAUUGGUUUGGACACAUCAAUUUGCCACAAUGUCGUACCAUAUAUACAUUGUUUACGACUGACAGUAUUGUUCUAGAUUUGGAAUAAUAAACAAAAUUGAUGUAGUUGAUGAACCUGGGUUUUUUUUCAAAUAAAAAAAACCCCAAAACCACAGCGCUAAUUUAUAUCAGGUAGAUGGUGCAUUGCAACUGAUUUCAACAGAGUGUCGAUUUCUAAAAAUGUCUGUUUCCAAAGAUAGUGUCUGAUUUCAACAGAGUGUCGAUUUCUAAAAAUGUCUGUUUUCCAAAGACAUUGUCUGAUUUCUGCUGACGGUGUCUGAUUUCAACAGAUGGUGUUUGAUUGAUACAGACAGUGUUUUAUUUCCAAAGAUGGUGUCUUGGUUGGAAGAUUUUGUAGACCUUUGCAAAGCUAAGGAGAAACACUCCAUACUCGGGCGUUUUUACGACAAUUUCUAAGUUGUGUGCAUAACGGUUAUCCAUGUACCUGUAUCAUUUUAACAGUAUUGACUUAUAACAGCCAAAUAAAACAUCCAAAACAUCA
Pecten maximus is the source of this 2583-nucleotide messenger RNA. Its product is annotated as paired box protein Pax-5-like. The record is from RefSeq and is a predicted model, not a curated record. Gene Ontology annotation, biological process: anatomical structure development; regulation of transcription by RNA polymerase II. The transcript has 5 exons. Lineage: Eukaryota; Metazoa; Mollusca; Bivalvia; Pectinida; Pectinidae. Bases 168 to 1277 code for a protein of 369 amino acids. Gene Ontology annotation, molecular function: DNA-binding transcription factor activity, RNA polymerase II-specific; RNA polymerase II cis-regulatory region sequence-specific DNA binding.